Molecule: messenger RNA, 2924 nt
Organism: Amoebophrya sp. A25
Lineage: Eukaryota; Dinophyceae; Syndiniales; Amoebophryaceae
Source: the annotation of a GenBank genome assembly
CCCGCCCCGCUUGUAGUAAGUUCUCCAUAGAUUUUCUCGAGUGGCUUGGAGUAGUUUUAGACGAAAAUGGAAGGCUUUCGCGCAUUCUUGGCGGCUGAACGUACUCGAGCGUCCGGCCCUGGCAACGCGCUCGCGAGUUGGGGGCCUUGCGACUUUGAGGGUUUCUUGGCGAGCUUCUCUCUGCUGCCGCCUAGUUUCGUGCCAGUUGAUUUCCUCUCUUUGGGAAAGGAGUAUCUUCCCGUCGCAGUCCCAGAUGAUGUGUGUGCCGACGUCCGUGCUGCGGUGCGCAGAUUCGCUGCAACCGAGAGCAGCAACAAGAACGACGCCUCAUCUUUUCGCGCCGUCUCUCCUAGUGUUACUAAGCGGAGUGGUGCUGCUGUGACGGUCGCCCCGAGCGCCAAGAAGUGCAGAACUAAGCAAGUAGCCACCUUUGAGGAAGUAGUUAACAGCGUGUCUGACGAGGUCGCCCUCACGGCUUUCAGAGGGAAGUUUGUUUCCUCGAAGACCGCAAGUACUUACGCUCCCGGCAUUGCCUUGUACACCUCGUCCUUCUGCUUGCCGAAGAAGAUCGCCCCGUUUCCUGUAUCCACCGAAAAGCUGGAGAAGUUUUGCGCCUUUCUCGAUUACUCGAACGUCUACUGCAAUCCCGGCGUGUAUGUCCAUGCGAUUCUGAGGGAGUCGCGGCGCGUUUCCGGCGUCGAAUUCGCAGACGGCGUCCCCUCCCUAAAGGAAAUGCUCAACGCAUUAGAGAGAGGCCUUCCAGACGCUGAACAGUGUGAGCCCAUGCGGUUCGCGCUUUUGUCCAAGCUCGCGGAAGCCUCGGAGACGGAUGUCGACUUUGAUAUCGUGCUUGCACUGCUCUGCAGCCUGUUCCUUCUAACCCGGGUGGAUUCUUUCCUCUCGAUCCGGUACCAGGACGUCCUUUGCGAUGAGGACUCGGCUUCUGUGGAGGUGUCGAACCUUAAAGGCUCAAAGCGCCAGAAGUCUCUGACUAUUUUCUUCGAGCGAGUGGCCCCGGAGGACUUCCAGAUCCCUGCUCUCCGGUCCAACAAAGGCAUCGUUAGGGCUUGCCCCGUCGCUGCUUUCACCCUCCUGAAAGCCCGGGCGGCUGAGAGAGGUUGCGCUGUCGAUGCCGCUGUCUGUGCGCUUACGUACAGCAAGUUCAUGCGGGGCCUGGAUGUCUUGCUUGCGAAAGCCGGGGUCGAGAACGCUGCCGAAGGGAAGAAGCGCAAGCUUUAUAGCUCGCACUCGACCCGCGUGGGCGGAGUGUGCGUGCUCCUGCGCGCCGGUCUCUGUGACACUAUUAUCUCUACUUUGGCAAACUGGUCCUCAGACAUGGUUAAGAGAUACUCUUCCCGAGUUGUCCUGCAGCCCACUAUUGUCGAAGCUUUCCCCUUCUACAACCCCCGCGCUCUGGCGCAACAAUAUAAAUAAAGGCGCUGCCAUUUCAGUGCUUCUAAAUUCCUUCCCUGGUGUUUUUAUCUGUUCAUUCUUUCUUCUUUCUGGAUGUGAAGACCCAUGGCUAUGCGUGCGACGGUGCCGCCCGGUGCCGAACUACAAGGGCCACGAUUAGUUGAUGACUAUUCGGUCGCGACGCGUGUCGCGUGUUGUUGUCUGCUCCUUGUGUUCAUCACUGUGCGUCACAUUCGCGCACUUGUCCCAAUGUUAUCAUGUCAUGUAAGGUCUUCGAUCGUAGUGAGUGGAUUUUAAUAUAUUUAUAUUAGAGGAAGAUCCAAGAAUUUUCGAAAAAGACUGAAUCCACGCAUAAAGUCGAACCCGAAAUCUACGCUACACACUGGCUGCAAAUAUAUUGCGCGACGCGUUUGCCGUUUCUGUUGCGUUUGAAGAUCACGCUACUACCCUCGGCAUUCCACGGAGGCGUCCGAGUGAGAGUUUCGAGACAAGGGCGGGGCAAGAGGACGAAGCCAUUCUUGUUUAUUUUGUUUGGCUGCAAGGAGCACGAGGGGCGCGACAUCUAUACACCCGAGUGUUGAAGUUUUGACGAAGUCGCACGCUUUGAGCUCGGUAUCGGAGCUGGCCCCUCGUCUGAAAAUAGUUCUCUAUAAUAAGCUAAAACGGUGAGCUGUGAAUCGCAGUGAGCCCCCCGUUGGAGGACCUGGCGCACCUGCGUUGGGCUGCUCAGCUGGCUGUCUUCGACGGGUUGCCAGCUGUCUAGUGCACAGAACCAGAGAUAACAGCAGGGAUGUAUUCUUGGUCGGCAAGGGAGUAUCCCGAGUGUGGGCCGUGGCCAAAUACAUUCCACCACAGCUGUGGCUCGACCAGUGUAGAACCGUCUGCGGAGCAAGAUGUGACGAGAAAAGAAGCAAGUGCCACACUGUCGCGCUGCGGUGACUUUAUGGGUGACAUGCAAGCGGUAGCGGACUCCGCGGUGACAUCGAAGAAGCCAGAGCACCUGUAGCGGCCCUCCACCGUGGUGGAGCGACGAGAAAUUUUGGAUCACGCCAUAAGAACAACGACAGCCCGGCCCUCAGGUGUGAAGCCCGCGACUCCUCCAAGUGGUUCGCCACCGACUUCGAGUUCGGCGACGUGGCUGCAAAGGGCAGAAAUUCGCUUUACAGAACAAGAUGCUAAGGGUCCGCCCGAACGUCAUAGCCCUUCCAAAGCUCGUCGCAGUUUCCAUUCCCGCAGUGUUCCUCCCGCUUUCUGAACUCUUUCAAGCUAGAUCAGGCAGGCACUAUCUAACCAAGCCAACAGGCUAAGGACCAUGACACAGAAGCGGACUGUAACUGCACAACCAGCGGCGAAGCGUAUGGCCGCAAAAAGGCAAGACUGGCCAGAACAGGCUGGCCACAAAUUCACUGCUCUUGCUGCACACGCAGCCAGGGCAGCUGGGUGAAGAGUGGUGACCAGCGUUAGAAGCUCAGAAGACCCAAGAAUCGUUGGGAACUUUGCCUGCGUGGGCU